AUUUUUAACCGAGAGAUUUUUUUCCCUCCCCUAUAUUUUUUAUUUUUAUAUUUUUUUUUCGACUUUGAAAGCUCUUUGGGACUUUUUUUUGUUUUUGUUUACAUUUUCAAUGCAUUUUUUCCCGGCUGGUUUUCCCGAGACUGUGUGUGGCUUUAGUGGCGUACAUUUCGUGUUUGCAUUAUUCGAGCUGCGCAGAGACUAGUGUGUGAGGUAGCCCCCCCCCCCUCUCCCUCCUCACCCACACCCCACCCCACCCCAUCCUCCUCCGCAACAAGAUUUUUAUAAGACAUUUAUUUAAGCGAAGACCCCCGUUUCCCCUCCCCCUCGUCGUUCGUCUGAUUCGUGGUGGUGUUCCCGGUGGGGGGAGAAAGAUGGAGGAUGGUGCCAGUGUUUUCGGCUCGCCCUUUCCCCGUGGACGUGUUUUUAAAGAGACGCUUUUCGGGUUUAAAUUGACUCCUAAAGACGUGUUUUUUUCCCCCUUUAGGAUUUUGGCAGAGCUCAGGCAUCGUGCGUGUGUGUGUGUGUGUGUGCGCGCGCGCGUGCGUGUGUGUGUUUUUUCUGCAGCGAAUCUUUCAGGAGUGAUUUAAUUUUUCAGGAGUGAUGUUUUUCUUCCCUCAAUGACUGCUGGGGCGUUUUUAUUCUCUUUUUUUCUUUUCUUUUUUUAACGAACAUUAACUCCUGGGAAUGCUCUUGCAUCGGGGUGACAGAUUGGGGCCUUUUGUUUUUGAAGCCACUUUUUUGAACGGCAGCAAAUCCCCGAUGGCCAGCAGCAACGUGACCAACAAGACGGACCCGCGCUCCCUCAACUCCCGCGUCUUCAUCGGCAACCUCAACACGCUGCUGGUCACCAAGGCCGACGUGGAGGCCAUCUUCGCCAAGUACGGCAAGAUCGUGGGCUGCUCCGUCCACAAGGGCUACGCCUUCGUGCAGUUCGCCAACGAGAGGAACGCCCGCAACGCCGUGGUCAGCGAGGACGGCCGCAUGAUCGUGGGACAGGUGCUAGACAUCAACCUGGCGGGAGAGCCGAAACCCCACCGAUCGAAGACGGUGAAGCGCUCUGCGGGAGACAUGUACAGUCCAUCUGUGGACCUGGAAUACGACUUCCAGAGAGAUUACUACGACAGGAUGUACUCCUACCAGUCCCGCGUGCCGCCUCCCCCGCCUCCCCCGCUGUCCCGCGCCGUCGUCCCCUCCAAGCGCCCGAGGGUCAGCGUGAGCGGGGGAGGGAGCCGGCGGACCAAAACCAGCUUCUCCUCGUCCUCCAAGACGAGCCAGCGGACGUCCCGCUCCAUGAAGGCGGGCGACCUGCAGACCAUCAAGAGGGAGCUCACGCAGAUCAAGCACAAGGUGGACUACCUGCUGGAGAGCCUGGAGCGCAUGGACAAGGACCACGGCAAGAAGUCAGGUGGGGCCUCAACGGGGGGAUGGAAACGGAGGUUCACGCACCAGCACAUGAAGGGCUGCAAACAGGAACCAGGGGAGGUGUCCCCCCUCCACUCCUCCACCUCCAGCAAGAAAUGCGACGGCAUGAAACGGGGCAUGAACGACUCCGACGACGAGGGCGAUCUGCUGGACGAUGACGACGAGGUGAAGAGCAGAGGGAGAGACGACGAUGACGAGCACGAGGAAGGAGAGGACGACGGAGACAGCGCCGACGGAGACGAGGCCUAAUCGUCUCACACGCGCACACACACACACACAGACACACACACACACAAAUCACACGCGCACACACACACACGCACAGGUUGUGUGUGUUUGCAGCGCGCUGUACAGUGUUCCUGGUCUCGUACGCGCUGCAGCGAUUGGACCUUCACGGCGUGUUCAGCGCUUUGCAGAUUCUGCUCCUCACUCACGUCACGAAUACGUCGUUAUGGAUUUUCUUUUUUUUUUUCAAUGUUCCUUUAAGUUGCUUUUUUUGCCGACAUAUUCCAUUUGGCUUCUUCUUUUUUUGUCAUAUUUCUGCAAGCUCUGAUUUAGACAAAAGUAAGUUGAAUGGAGGAAAAGUGUAACCGUGUAUAACCUUUUUAUAUUUGAACUGUGUGCUUUCAGCCACUUGAUGACAGUGUUUACUUUAUUUAAAAUAUUGAACUUCCUUUGACAAAGGAAGGAUACAAAUAUGCUCCGAAUUCGAGGCUUGAGACAAAGUAGCAGACGUGGUGCCGCUGUCUGAAAAGUGUAUUUGGUUUUAAAUAUUUAUCCCCCAUCCAGCUGCUGCACAUCUGCCUCCCGACCAGCAGGUGGCAGUGCAUCAUAACAGCUGGCCACGCAACAGACAGGACGCUCUUCUGGCCCCCACCGCUGUGAAAGUAGUUUUGACUGCUUUGCUUCACCAGCUGCGCCACGUUCUUCUGGAUCUUUCUUUUCCUUUUCAUUGAACUGCUGAAAGUGAAUAAACAUGUUUUUCCAAGUAGGAA
This is a messenger RNA of Pungitius pungitius (ninespine stickleback), 2417 nucleotides long. It is a transcript of the gene hnrnpcb, whose product is annotated as heterogeneous nuclear ribonucleoprotein C. NCBI's taxonomy places the organism in Eukaryota, Metazoa, Chordata, Actinopteri, Perciformes, Gasterosteidae. Gene Ontology annotation, cellular component: nucleus. The record is from RefSeq and is a predicted model, not a curated record. Bases 685 to 1671 code for a protein of 328 amino acids. Gene Ontology annotation, molecular function: RNA binding. The transcript is spliced from 9 exons.